ACUAGUUACUUCUUUCCGAUACUACAACUCCAUAUUACAUAUUAUGGAUUUCAAUUCUUACCUCGAUAAAGCCAACGAUCUUUUGUCCAAGGACAUUGUCGUUGAUGGGCGCGUCAUACCUGUCAAAUAUGUGGCUGGUGCUGCUGGCGCUGUCGUGGGCUUAUCUGCUUUGAAGACAUACUUCAACGGUGCAACAAAUACCAGCAAAAAAAGACUUGAUGGCAAAACCGCUCUCAUUACAGGUGCAAAUGACGGUAUCGGAAAGGAAACCGCCAUUGACUUGGCAAAGCGUGGAGCCACUGUGAUUAUCGCAUGUCGUUCAUCUGAAAAGUCCAACAAGGCCUUGGCUGAUAUUCGUCGAGCUAGCAACAACAACAAUGUUUUCUUGGAAUCGAUCGACCUUUCUGACUUGGACACCGUCAAAGCCUUUGCUAACCAUUAUCUCGAAUCCGGAAGACCCAUUCAUAUUCUCAUCAACAAUGCUGGUAUCAUGGCUCUGCCUGUUCGAAAGGAGUCCAAACAAGGUUACGAAUUGCAGUUUGCCACCAACCAUUUGGCCCAUUUCUUGCUCACGGAACUUUUGCUUCCGGUCGUCAAGAAGUCCGCCCCUGCUCGUAUCAUUAACCUCUCCAGUAGAGCCAUGUACAAUGGUGUCAUCCACUUUGACGAUAUCCAGUUGAAGAAGAAUUACCAAAGUUGGAAGUCUUAUCAUCAGAGCAAGUUGGCUAAUGUCUUGUAUAGUGGCUACUUGGCCCGCCAGCUGAAGGGCACAGGUGUCUUCGUUGCUGCUGUUCACCCUGGUGUGGUAAGAACCAGCUUGUCAAGAUACAUGACUGAAGGUUUCAUGUACAAGGUAGCUGCCGUCGCCAUCUAUCCACCACUAUACCUCGUCACCAAAAGUCCUAAGCAGGGUGCUCAAACCACCUUGUACGUGGCUACCUCUAAUAAUGUCAACGAUUCCAAUUCUGGCGAAUAUUGGGCUGACUGCAGAGUUGUCCAUGGCAAAAACAAGUACCAACACGACAAGGCCGUUGAGGAUAAUUUGAUUGCUGUCAGCAAGGAGCUCGUGGCCAAAUGGCUUUGAGCCCUCCCCCAAAUUGCUAUAGAACGAAAGCCGCUCUACCGUGUUGUAUUGCAUGAAUGAUAGCUAAAAAAGAUCAAAACCAAUGUAGCAUGCCAUUAAAAUAACCAUGAUUGUAAUUUAUAACGAUUUGUA
Molecule: messenger RNA, 1216 nt
Organism: Umbelopsis ramanniana AG
Lineage: Eukaryota; Fungi; Mucoromycota; Umbelopsidomycetes; Umbelopsidales; Umbelopsidaceae
Exons: 5
Coding region: 44-1084 (346 amino acids)
Source: RefSeq, a predicted model, not a curated record